Messenger RNA from Mobula hypostoma (lesser devil ray), 828 nucleotides. RefSeq lists its product as uncharacterized. Bases 1 to 702 code for a protein of 233 amino acids. The transcript has 8 exons. Lineage: Eukaryota; Metazoa; Chordata; Chondrichthyes; Myliobatiformes; Myliobatidae. The record is from RefSeq and is a predicted model, not a curated record.
AUGUCGGGACGGCCCUUCGCAGCGCUCCUUCUGUGUCUCUGCAUAACGGCGGGUCAGUCCCAGCAGUUUACUAUUACCGUUGAGAACAGCCAGAUAAAUGUCCCCGUUGGGGGUGAUGCGCUUUUUUCAGUGCGGCCGUCGUCCAAGGUCAGAAGUGGAGACUGGUCUGUUAAUGGGAUAUCAGUCGUCCGGUGGCUCGAUCAGACCGUGUCUGUUGGCAAUGAGUACACAUCGCGGGCAGAGUUAUUCACCUCCAAUGGGUCGCUUCUGCUGAAAUCGGUGAACGUGCGGGACAGCGGGGAAUACCGUGUGAAUAUGGUUCCAGUCAGUGGCUCCCAAAGCUCAGCGACCAUCACUCUGCGUGUUAUUGCAAAAACAGAUGACAAAUAUACCCUCGGCUCUGGCGCAAUCGUGGGCAUUGUGCUUGGUUUACUUGUCGUGGGACUGAUUGGCGGAGUCAGUGGAUUGUUGAUGGCGAGGAAAAUUGGCGGGAUCAAAGAUAUACCACAAUCCAAGCACGACAGGAGCGUCAAUUCCGGAAGAAAGAGCACGCCGGAUACAAACACCGUGAACCCAUCGCAAAUCUAUGAAAAUUUCAUGGGGAUUGAACAGGGCACAAGGGACAAUGCAGACGAUGGAAGCUCUACUUAUAUGGGACUUGUGCUGGAGGACCGAUCUGUUUACAGUGAUCUGAAGAGAUGACGUCACUGGGGAACGGAAGAGGAUGGUUGGCAGGUGAAUUGACACAGAGGAAGGACAACCAUCGAGGAAAAAGCCAUCGUUCACAAUGUCUUUCGUUAUUUCUUUAUAAUUGUUCUCCAUGUCUCC